Nematostella vectensis (starlet sea anemone) is the source of this 3256-nucleotide messenger RNA. Its product is annotated as alpha-(1,6)-fucosyltransferase. The record is from RefSeq and is a predicted model, not a curated record. NCBI's taxonomy places the organism in Eukaryota, Metazoa, Cnidaria, Anthozoa, Actiniaria, Edwardsiidae. Gene Ontology annotation, molecular function: protein binding; glycoprotein 6-alpha-L-fucosyltransferase activity. Bases 324 to 2087 code for a protein of 587 amino acids. Gene Ontology annotation, cellular component: Golgi cisterna membrane. The transcript is spliced from 4 exons. Gene Ontology annotation, biological process: protein N-linked glycosylation.
CUUUUCACACGACGGUAUCCCGGGUUGUAGUAAUGGUGACGGUUUUGGAGUUUGAGCUCUGUGGACCUAUCCAUUUAUUUCUAUUCACACAGUGGAUAGUAUUAUAAUGGAUUUUGGUGUGAAGACAUGUGCAUAACGGUAUAGCGGAUUCAUACGCGUGCGAAGUUAUACCACUGAUCUGAAGCGAGUUGAGGUCGUCUUGCACGGUAUUAUGAAAUUAAGGGCUCAAUGAACGAUGGUAAUCUAAACUCAAAUUUCCUAUUUUAGUCCUAUCAGUACCUAUUUUGCAGUUUUGAUGCUACUAUUGUAUGGUAUAGAAAGCAAUGACUAGAAGAUCGUGGAGAUAUUUGCUGAUUCUCUUGACUAUUUGGCUUCUAAUACUCGCCUACAUGGGCUGGAAUUUGCUUGUGCUUGUCGAAGACUCAAACAAAAAUCAGGCGGCUUUAGACAGAAAGGACAGACAUGUAGAUUUAUUAAAUACCCAAAACCAAAGACUCAAGCAAAUGGUAUCAGAACUAGAAUCACAGAAGGAAAGCCUAGAAUCGCAGAUAUUAUCGAAGGAAAAAAAGAUUCAAACUUUGAAACGAUUCAGUGACAAAAAGCCUCAAGUUAUCGUAGAGAAACAAAUUGUUCAAGUGCCUGGAACUGGAUCUAGCCUUAGCAAGAAAGAAAUAGCACACCAUGCUAGUGAUACAUGUUCGCCAAGCUUAGAGCACGAAAAAUACAGACGUAGGGCAGAAAAUGAAGUCCGAGAGAUAUUUUAUUACCUAAGUGCAGAAAUUACCAAGAUAAACAAGAAAAUUCCACAAGCAAAGAAGCAAUUAACCCACAUGCUAAAAAUGUCUGAGACGCUUCACCAAAUGUUAACAAACGACCUUGAAAAAAUGAAUAGCCUCGAUGGGAAGAGCAAAUGGCAAUGGUCAGAGCAUGAAGAACUCAGUAGAAUAGUCCAAGAGAGAAUUAAAAAGUUACAAAACCCCAAAGACUGCUCCACUUCAAAAAAGUUAAUUUGUCAACUAAACAAGGGCUGUGGAUAUGGCUGCCAAGUACACCAUGUGCUAUACUGUUUUAUUGUGGCAUUUGGAUCCCAAAGAACAAUGAUUAUAGACUCAACAGGCUGGAGAUACUCUUCUAGUGGAUGGAGUGGUAUAUUCCUUCAGCCAAGUGAAACAUGUACUUCAUAUACUGGAGGCUUCUCAAACUGGCAAAGAAAUAAUGAUGCCCAGAAUGUGAUAUUACCAAUAGUUGAUAGUCUAUAUCCAAGGCCUCCCUAUAUGCCUAUGGCAGUACCAGAGGACUUGGCUGACCGUCUUUCGCGGCUGCAUGGUCAUCCAUUUGUAUGGUGGAUUGGCCAGUUUGCAAAGUACUUGUUCCGGUACAAUGCAAAUGUCCAAAAAGAGAUAAAUGAAAAGCGUGAGAGAAUGGGAUUCAAAUCUCCAAUUGUAGGUAUACAAGUGAGAAGAACAGACAAAAUCAAUACAGAGGCAGCCCGCCAUGAAGUAGAGGAAUACAUGUACUGGGUCCAGUUGUACUACAGCAGACUUGGAUUAAAUCAAGCCAUUGACAGCAAGCGGGUCUAUGUAGCAUCAGAUGACCCUUCUGUGUUCCCUGAACUUCAGAGAAAAUACCCUGAUUAUACCUUCAUCAGUGACCAGGAUAUAUCCAAGUCAGCAGGUAUUGCCUCGCGCUACAGUGAUGCGUCAUUGCAUGGUGUCAUCUUUGACAUCCAGAUGCUGUCUGAGUGUGAUUAUCUGGUCUGCACCUUCUCCUCACAGGUGUGCCGAGUAGGUUAUGAGAUAAUGCAAUCAAAGCAUCCAGAUGCUUCUAGAAAAUUCCAAUCUCUUGAUGACAUCUACUACUUUGGCGGUCAAUCAGGGCACAAUGUCCGAGCCAUUCUUCCGCACACCGCAGAGACCAGAGAAGAAAUUGAUCUAGAAGUAGGUGACCUGAUAGGGAUAGCUGGUAACCACUGGGAUGGCUACUCCAAAGGGACAAAUCACAGGACAGGUCAGAUGGGGCUAUAUCCUUCCUAUAAAGUGGAGGAAGUCAUGGAGACUGCACAGUUCCCCACCUUUGAUGAUUUAUAACCAUAACAGUUUGUACAAAUAUUGCUCAAUUUUGACACAGUAGAGUCAAUGGUUAUCAUGCGACUCAUUGCAUACUGUAAUUACAUUAUCCUAAUUGACUAUACUAUGAAUAUGACUUUUAAAUUUAUUGACAGUGCUUUGUAGGUUUAUUCUCCCUGCUCCAGCCUAAAUCUUUGUGUAAAUCCAUUUACAUCAAAACUCGUUGGAAUGACUUAAUCCCUAUGACAGCAAACAACAAGGUUUUUAGGGGUGUUUUAGUGACAGGGGCUGCAUUUUUUUCAAAGCAGGGGGAUGGAGCAAACGUGAAAAAAAGUCCCAUAUCUACGGUGCCGGGCCAUGCUCCUCUUAAAGAUUUGUGAGAUUUUGGGGCCUCUGGCAUGCCGAAAUCGUUGUAGUUUUAUUAACUGCAAAAGUUAGAUUAGAGGAAUGUCCCCCGCUGUGCAGUCGUCACUGAAUGCUAUGCAGACACACACAAUUAAAAGCUGAUGUAAGGAAUUAAUUGUGCUUCUAUGUGUCUUUUCAUGUAUAGGUACUGCACAAUAGGAAAUUUUUAUUCAAAUCCAUGUAAUAGUUUCGGCUUCAACCUGCACCUGUUAUACAGUAAUCGGAAAAGAUGUGUGCCCUUCUAUCCGCACAACAACCUACAACUACACAACUUCAAAGGUUCUGUGGUUUUUUUUAAUUAGGUACCCCCAGUAUAAAAGUACUAUAUUACCAUUGAACUGUGUUUUAACCAAAAUCAUAAAUAUUUCACACAACUUAUACUGUCGCAUAAAUGUUAAUCACUUUUCCAUAACACUAGUGUAUAAGCGUUAUUAUAUUUUGAUUCCCCUGGUGAUUAAUGUAUCAACGUUCCAUGUUUAAAUAACGCCUCAUUUUCACCCUCUAAGGCUAAGUUCAAACGUCGUAUUAUCCAUGCGCCGUAUUCAAUGCAAAUCCAUAUCAAGUCAAUUGUUUCAACUUUAUUUGCAUGCAUUUGAAUUGAAUACGGCUAAUGGAUAAUACGACGUAUGAACUUGGUAUAACCCUAUAACUUUUCUAGAGUCCUCUACUGUUUACAUUUCUAUCAAAACUCGUCAGUCAAUAGGUGUUUUUACAGUCAUUCACUCUUGCCACUAUUUAUGAAAAUAUAAUUUUAUAGAACUAUUAAACAAUACGGAUAAAAUAAA